CACAUGACAGCUUAACUCGGUCGAAGCAGAGCUGUGUGUCAUUUCGUUAUUAAGGAUAUCGUUGAAUUAAUCAUAAGAAUAUCUGUACCUAGGAUUCUGAGGGAGUUGACGAAUUAAAGCUAGAGUUAGGACCUUUCAGGACUGCUGUGAUGCUGCGACUGCAAGCACAGGUCUCUAAACUCUGCCUUGGAGGAAGGAACCAACUGCUCUCAGAAGUAGGGGCCACAAAAAGGCCUUGUCAUGGCUUCCGACUUCCAAAGGGAGUCGCAGCAUACUCGGCACAUAGUGCGAGUGUUGUACCUAAGACUGAUGAACGGGUGAUUAAGAAACUUAUGGUGGCCAACAGAGGUGAAAUUGCCAUUCGUGUGUUCCGAGCAUGUACGGAAAUGAACAUUCGUACUGUGGCCAUUUACUCAGAGCAGGACAUGAUGCAUCUGCACCGACAGAAAGCCGAUGAAUCAUAUAUUAUAGGCAAGGGUCUGCCUCCUGUGGCUGCCUAUCUAAACAUCCCAGAUAUCAUCCGCAUAGCCAAGGAGAAUGAUGUUGAUGCUAUACAUCCAGGGUAUGGCUUCCUGUCAGAAAGAUCAGACUUUGCACAGACGAUAAUUAAUGAAGGAAUUAAGUUUGUGGGGCCGUCCCCAGAGGUAGUACGCAAGAUGGGGGACAAAGUUGAGGCCAGACAGGCAGCUAUUAGUGCAGGUGUUCAGGUGGUACCUGGAACAGACAGUCCAGUACAGUCUAUAGAAGAAGCUAAGGAGUUCUGUAAGCAGUAUGGCCUACCUGUCAUUUUCAAAGCUGCUUAUGGUGGUGGAGGAAGGGGCAUGAGAGUUGUCAAGAGUUUCAAUGAGAUUGAGGAGAAUUUCAAAAGAGCUUCUUCUGAAGCUGAGGCAGCAUUUGGAAAUGGUGCUUUAUUCUUGGAGAAGUUCAUAGAGCGUCCGAGACACAUAGAGCUCCAGAUCCUAGGUGACCGAGAAGGAAAUGUUGUUCAUUUGUAUGAGCGUGACUGCUCUGUACAGCGUCGCCAUCAGAAAGUGGUGGAGAUAGCCCCUGCCCCACACCUGUCACCAAUCAUUCGCGAUAAAAUGGCAUCUGAUGCAGUUGCACUUGCUAAACAUGUUGGCUAUGAGAAUGCUGGUACAGUGGAGUUCCUGCUGGAUAACAAUGGCAACUACUACUUCAUAGAGGUCAAUGCCAGGCUUCAAGUGGAACACACAGUUACAGAGCAGGUCACAGGGGUUGACCUGGUGCAGUCCCAGAUAAAGAUAGCAGAAGGUUAUACCCUCCCACAGCUUGGUCUUCAGCAAAAGGACAUAGACCUUCAUGGCUACGCCAUACAGUGUAGAAUGACUACAGAGGACCCCGCCAAGAACUUCCAGCCAGACACUGGUCGUAUAGAGGUGUUCCGCAGUGGAGAGGGAAUGGGCAUACGACUUGAUGGUGCUUUAGGAUUCGCUGGAGCUAUUAUCUCCCCUUAUUACGACUCGUUACUGGUGAAGGUGAUUGCUCACGCCUCAGAUCACCCAUCAGCUUGCGCCAAAAUGUUGCGGACUCUCCGUGAGUUCAGAAUACGUGGUGUAAAGACAAACAUCCCAUUCCUGUUGAAUGUUGUUCAGCAUCAGCAGUUCCUAUCAGGUUCUGUAGACACUUACUUCAUUGAUGAGAACCCACAGCUCUUCUCCUUCGAGCCCACCCAGAAUCGAGCCCAGAAACUACUGCACUACCUAGGACAGGUGAUGGUAAAUGGACCACAGACUCCCCUCGCUACACCACAGGAACCGUCUGAAAUCAUUCCUUCAGUCCCUGAGAUUCCCUUCAUUGUAGUGGAUGAUAUCAGAAAUAAUGUGAAGUCCCCGCCAGCAGGAUGGAGGGAUGUUAUUCUAAAGGAGGGUCCUGAGGGAUUUGCUAAAAAAGUCAGGCAGCAUGAAGGUCUGUUGCUUAUGGAUACAACCUUCAGAGAUGCGCAUCAGUCGCUAUUGGCAACACGAGUCCGAACUCAUGACCUUAAAAGGAUAUCGCCAUAUGUUUCGCACCGCUUUAGUAACCUCUACAGCUGUGAAAACUGGGGAGGGGCCACUUUUGAUGUAGCCAUGAGAUUUUUGCACGAAUGCCCAUGGGAGAGACUUGCAACCCUGCGCAAGUUAAUCCCCAAUGUCCCAUUCCAGAUGCUGCUGCGGGGGGCAAAUGCUGUGGGCUAUACCAACUACCCUGAUAAUGUUGUGUACAAGUUCUGUAACUUGGCUGUACAACAUGGUAUGGACAUCUUCAGGAUAUUUGAUUCACUGAACUAUAUGCCAAACAUUAUAGUUGGAAUGGAGGCUGUUGGAAAAGCUGGUGGGGUAAUAGAGGCCUCAAUGUCCUAUACUGGUGAUGUGUCAGACCCCAGCAAAACUAAGUACAACCUGCAGUACUACUUAGACAUGGCUGACCAACUCGUUAAGGCUGGUACUCACAUCCUUGGUGUCAAGGAUAUGGCAGGUCUACUGAAGCCACCGGCAGCCACCUUGCUGAUCGGAGCACUGCGGGACCGCUUCCCUGACAUCCCCAUCCAUGUUCAUACACAUGACACAGCUGGAGCUGCUGUGGCCUCCAUGUUGGCAUGUGCUCAUGCAGGGGCUGAUGUAGUGGACGUGGCUGUUGACUCAAUGUCAGGAAUGACCUCCCAGCCAAGCAUGGGUGCUGUGGUAGCUGCCCUAGAAAGAUCUGCAUUAGAUACAGGAAUAAGCUUACCUGAUGUGUCAAAUUACUCAUCUUACUGGGAACAAACCAGGAACCUGUAUGCUCCAUUCGAAUGCUGUGUAACAAUGAAGAGUGGAAACUCAGACAUCUACAACAAUGAAAUUCCAGGUGGCCAGUACACCAAUCUACAGUUCCAGGCCUUCAGUCUUGGUCUGGCAGACCAGUUUGAAGAGGUGAAGAAGACAUACUCUGUAGCCAACAAACUCAUGGGAGAUAUCCCUAAGGUUACACCUUCCUCCAAAGUGGUGGGAGAUUUGGCACAGUUCAUGGUCCAGAACAAACUCAGUGCAGCUAUGGUGGAGGAGAAGGCAGAUGAGUUGUCCUUCCCUGUAUCGGUUGUGGAGUAUUUCCAGGGCUUCCUAGGUGCCCCUCCAGGUGGAUAUCCUGAGCCUCUGAGAACAAAGAUUCUGAAAGACAAGGAGAGAAUUGAACACAGACCUGGAGAGUCACUGCCUCCCAUGGACUUUGAUCAACUCAAAACAAAUUUGGAGGAGAAGCAUGGCAAUGCCGUGCGCGAUGUGGAUGUGAUCAGUGCUGCUCUGUACCCGAAAGUCACAGACAAGUUCCUUGAGUUCCGCAGUAAAUAUGGUCCUGUAGAUUGUCUGGACACUAGGAUGUUCCUCAUUGGUCCCAAGAUGGCACAGGAAAUAGAGGUUGACAUAGAGAAAGGCAAGACCUUGUCUAUUAAGACCUUGGCUGUUGGAGAUCUCAACAAACUUGGCCAGAGAGAGGUAUUCUUUGAGUUAAAUGGACAGCUGCGCUCUGUCAUCAUCACAGAUAGUGAGGCAACAAAGGAGCUAAGUGUUCAUCCAAAGGCACAAAAGGGAGUUAAGGGUUCCAUCGGGGCACCAAUGCCUGGGACGGUCCUGGAAGUGAAGGUCAAGGAGGGAGACAGGGUCUCCAAGGGUGACCCCAUUGUUGUUCUUUCAGCAAUGAAAAUGGAGAUGGUGGUCAAUGCACCUGCUGAUGGUGUUGUCAAAAGUGUGGCAGUGGCACUCAACACAAAGUUGGAGGGAGACGACCUAUUGUUAGAAAUGGAGUGUGAGAAAGAUUAACGCUUCAUUAACAUUGAGUCUGCUGAUCACAUACAACCAGUUCACUAACAACUUCAUCAGAUACUCUACUACUCUAGAACUGUUUGCGUCUGUAUUUGUAAAGUCUAAUAGUUUUAUUUUCCAGUUUCUCGACUGUGACCUUCCACUAUCUGCUUCAACACCUAUCAGAAACAUCGUUUUAAUCAGAAUUAUUUACUGGGGAUUGAUUUAAACAAGACGUGACAUGAGCCAUGAUUAUUAGUUUACAUCAACACUAUAAUGAUGAAUUUCACUGCUUUAAGAGUCGCCAUUAUCAUUCUGUAGACACAAACAUCUUGGGACCAGUACUACCUAGAUUUUUUUUUAAUGUGGUUUUUAUCAAGGCUCAAAGAUAUUUUUCUUUUUUUUAUAUCUUUUUUUUUUCAAUCAACCUUUUCUUGAAAGAAAAUUGUCAUUUCAAGACUUGAAGAAAUUGUCAUAAUGAUUGUCAAAACUAAUCCCAAUGAAUUGUUCAGUUAUCCGUUUCACAAUGUCUUUUCAUUGUGUUAAAUUUUAUUCAAGAUGGGUACCCUGGUUAUUUACUGAAUUUUUGUUAAGAGAGAAGGGUGGCUGGGCAGAAAAUUCACCAUAGUAAACCAAAUAUAUUCUCGGAUAUCUACACAACAGCAUUCAUAUUUCACAUUGUCAUGGGGAAGUGAAGGCCUAUAUCCAUGUUUUACAUUGUUGUAGGAAAGUGAAGGCCCAUAUCCAUAUUUGACAUUGUCAUGGGGAAGUGAAGGCCCAUAUCCAUGUUUCACAUUGUCAUGGGGAAGUGAAGGCCUAUAUCCAUGUUUUACAUUGUUGUAGGAAAGUGAAGGCCCAUAUCCAUAUUUGACAUUGUCAUGGGGAAGUGAAGGCCCAUAUCCAUGUUUCACAUUGUCAGGGGGAAGUGAAGGCCCAUAUCCAUGUUUCACAUUGUCAGGGGGAAGUGAAGGCCCAUAUCCAUGUUUCACAUUGUCAUGGGGAAGUGAAGGCCCAUAUCCAUGUUUCACAUUGUCACGGGGAAGUGAAGGCCAAUAUCCAUGUUUCACAUUGUCACGGGGAAGUGAAGGCCCAUAUCCAUGUUUCACAUUGUCUUGGGGAAGUGAAGGCCCAUAUCCAUGUUUCACAUUGUCACGAGGAAGUGAAGGCCCAUAUCCAUGUUUCACAUUGUUGUAAUAAAGUGAAGGUCCUUUGGCUUCUGGAAAUCCAUACCUUUUUAUGUCAAAGAUUAUUUUCUAUUUUGAACAUUAUAGGUCUAUGUAUGUUUGGAUCAUUUCUUUUCACAGCAUUGUGUGCUUUAGUACUUGAAUCAAAUUUGGAUUUUUCUCAAAAUUAAUAUAUGUAAUUGAACCGUACAGCCUAUAAUCCUUUGUCAACAAAGGUGCUGCUUUAUAUUUUUUGAUGAUUGUUAUAUGAACAAUAGAUUGUGUUAGGAGGUAUGUAGAUAUAUUUGUAGUUUUUAAACUACCACAUAUACAUAUAAAACGUGCUAAUUAUUUCAUUUGCAUUCAAUUUCAUAAUCUACUUUUAUUUACAUAACAUAUAAAUUCUACAUUUCUUGGGCAUUUUCUCAAGCUAACGGCAUUUGUAGUAGUUAUUUUUCUAAACUGUUUUAUUUUUUUAUACAGAUGAAAUUGACUGUUGACAACUUCAAUGUAACUUCAUAAAUGCUUUCUUUUAACUAUCACUGAUCAGCAACAGUAAAGAUGUGUACCAUACUACAUUAGGUGGAGUUUGUUAAAAUAUUUCCUAAAUGAUGUAUGGAAUUUCCAUUACAAAAUAUUGAUAAUAACCUCGAUUAUUAAAAAUCUAGUCACAGCCAUUUCAAAACCUUUGUGGAAAUGACUUUACGGGAUCAGAAUGCCAAAAUCUACUGUCAGUAACACUCAACAAAUAUGAGAAUCUCUCACUACAAAUGUAUGACUUACUGCCAUCUAUUCUUACUGUCAUAUUUCUGUAUUCACCUGAUGCAUUUAAAUAUCAAUGUUUAAAAAUAUUUCUUGAAUAGUGUGUGUGAUCUAGUUGAAAAAUAUUUAGUUUGUUAUAUAUUAUUAAAUUUUUUUUAGACUUACGAAUUUUUUACAUCUGAGCCUACGAAAUGAUACGGGUAAUAAUAAAAAAGGAUUCUAGUUUUCUUUGUGUUCACCAGUGCUCAGAACUGUUAACUAGUAUGUGUAGUGUAUACAUAUCAAUAUCACCACUACAGGCAACAGUAUUUUCAAAAUUAUUCUAAAAGAUGUAUCAUUUUUCAUUUAUAUCGGUCCAGACUCAAAAAAAAAAAAAGGCAAAACAGAUAAAUUAGACCUUAUGGUACAGGUCCGAAGGUGUGCAGGUAGUGUUGAGUUCACCAGUUCAGAUAUACCACAAUAUGUCUUAUUGUCAAAAAAUACACUAUGUACAUCUAUAUAAAAGAUUAUACAGCUGGUAUGUACUGAACAGGACACUGAUUCAUUUAAAUGUAAAGAUAGGAUAGGGCAUGGGAGUGGGGUUGGGGGAUGAUUAUACAAUAGGUAAAGUUGGUGUUCAUUUCAUAAAGAUGGCGAACUGGGACAUGGUAAUAAUGAUAAUAUUUCAUGGCACAUGAGCUGUUUUUCAAUGCUAACUCAUUUGAAGUAAGGACCAGACAAAGGAGUUACUUUCUAAUAUACAGGGGACAGGGCUCUUUAUCUUUAAUGAUGAGAAUAAAGGUUUUUUUUAAAAAUAACAAUGUUAUUGUUUUAGAAAUGUAAAAAGCAUAAUAUAACUUUGGAAAUUAAAGACAUAUCCAAGGCGAGAGGUGGUUUUGUUUAUAACAUGUAGAUGUCUUCAUUUGAAGUAUCUUCAGAAUUAGUCUCUUAUUUUUUAGUAUUAUUUGCUAAGCAAUGUUUCCUGUUGAAAUUUAAUUUUGUAUUUAAUCUUUUGAAAUGUAUAAAUGCAUAAUUUAUAAAUGUUUUGGUAACAACAGAUUGUUUUAGGGUUGGGGUUUGGGGGUUCUGGGUAGUGUGGAAAGACUAUUAACUAUUUUAUCAUAUACACUUAGAUGUCUUUGCCUUCACUUAGAACCUUAUUUUGUUAUUCAAAUAUUAUAAAGAAAAUCAAUGUUUCCUUUAUUUGAAAAAAUAAAUAAUGGAGAGUUUAUUCUUUGAAAUGUAUAAAUGCAUAAUACUGUAAUGAAUUGAUUUAAAAUUUUGAUUUUGAAUUCUCAAGGUAGGAAAUUUUGGAAAUUUCACUUUAAAUCAGCCAAAUUUGAGAAUUUUGGUUUGUUGGAAUAUAUCCACAUUGUGUUUAAUUAUGCAAUUUUGUUUACUUGAAUAUGAGUUAUUACAAUUGCAGCAGAGUUAUUUCCCUUCAUUGUGCCACCAAACUUAUCAACAUGCCACAUGACUUUGGAGGCAGAUCACAAAGCAUUACAGUGAAGAUAUGUGUCUGAACAGAAAACCGUGAACUUCUAAAAGUCAUAUUAUGAAGUACCUGAAUGCACUUUAACAGUUAAAUUGAAACCAAAAAUUUUAAACUGGACUAAAACAGUACUUGAUUGAAUAUUUGUUACUUUGUUGUUAUUCUUGAUACUCUGCUGAUCAGGCAUUAUCAGCUUAAAUCCCCAUUUAUGAACAGCACCAUUUAGUGGUUUGAAUUUAGGUGUCAUGGUUAUUGUUUACAUGGUUGCCCCAAUGACAUGUCUAAAAUCACCUCCAUCUCCAAAGAGUUCCUAAUCACAUGAAGUAUAUUGGUUGUGGAUGGACUGCAGAGGUAGUAACAUCCUCUGUCAGUAACUUUAAUCUCAAUGUUUUAUAAUGCCUCCUUUGCUAGUUUGAGUGUUUACAGAGAUGGUUUAAUCAUAUUAUAUAAUAGGAAAACAUAUAAUCAGAAAUACUUGAUAAAAGCAGGAGAAAAAUACGCUCAACAUAAAAAUGACAUUCCAUCUACUUAAGAAUAACACUAUGAUAAUAUCAGUUUAUAUGUAUACCACAAGUUAUCUGUAAAUGCUAAUUUUCCAGCUUUAUAUCAGUCGCCAUGUUACUGUAAAUGGAAUAGGUUCAGCCACUAUGAUAAUUUCAAUAAUUAUCAAUUGUGUUUUAAGUUUUAAUUACUUCUUUGAUAUUUUCUAAUGAAACAGUAAUAAGUGCUUCUAAUUUAUUUAUUUUUAGUUUUUUUUCUAUGCAUUUUUCUUUACUCUCCCAUACCAUAUGUACAUCAUACACAUGAAUCAAAGUACCAUCUUACCAUUGGGAGUGUAGGAAGUUGAUACUCUAUGUUAUAUGUCAAAUGUUACAUGGUUCAAUCCACAAGUUAUUUUGAUUCAUUAAUAUAUAUAGAAUAGAUAGAAUAGUGCUAUAGACAUGUGUAAUAAAUCAUCUGAUAUUUUGAUAAUUGGAAAUUGUGUGUGUGUGCUUCCCCAAGUGUUCCCCAUAUAUAUAAAUACAUGUACAUACUAAAUACUUAAUAGACAAGAGGAAAAACAGUCUUUCUCACGAGCCAUAGGUAGUUCAUUUGACCUACAGUACAGUGUACCAUUAAUUCAUACACAUCCUAAAUGUGAAGUCUUCCCAGCAUAAUUGACACAACCACAUUUAAGGUCCAUUUAAGCCCACAUAGAAUAUAUUUAUUAAAGUAUAACAUUCAUUUCAUUAAGUGCUUUUCUUUAUUUUCAUUCAGAAUUGACAUGAUACAGGUAAACGUUUUGGACAUCUCACCUGAUGAAAGUGUUUUGAUACAUUUGUAUUGACUGGAUAAUAUGCUUCAACUCUACCAGGUCAAUUGAUUAUUUUUCAGUCCAUACAACAGCAUAUUCACUAGACAAUAAGUCCAUAAUGAUCUAUCAUUGUAUAUCAUUUUGUUAGGUAACCUAUAUUUCAGAAAAAAAUUACCCCAUGUAACUCAAUUUUUUUUUGAUAAAUGUGCUUAUUCUCUGAUGAAUAAGGUAAGUGAAAAUAACUUAGAUGAAGAUUUUUCCUUUAUUGUGUCUUUGCUAUUUUUAGUAAUGGAGUCCUGAUUUCUGUAGGUGUUUUCACUUAUAUAGGUCAAAUGUUGCAUUGUACAUAUUAUAUAGAUUAAGGACGAAACAGAUUUAAACAGAAAAUUUCAUUAUAUUAUGAACUUUACCCAGGUAACAGGUCAGUAGAAUAUCCACAGAGGAACACUGUACAAUAUAUACAUUAUGGUAUCAGGUGUUUGCUGUAGAAUUACACCCCAAUAUUUCUUUCAUGAUUACUCAUUUUGUUACAUAUAUUUAUGAAAAUAUAUAUAUUGGAUUUGUUUGUAGAUGUUCAUGUGACUGUGAGAAAACCCAAUUUUUUUUUUCUUGACUUAAAGUACAACCUGUUCUGUGUGUUAAUAACAGAGAGACUAUCCAUGUUAUUCUUUGUUAUUGCUGAUGUUGUUUGUGUUUGCAUGUGUCUUGUUUUCUCUUUGAUUGAAGCUAUGUGUGGAAAUAUAUAUAGGAAAAAGUGAACAAUGAAAUUGAA
Molecule: messenger RNA, 9235 nt
Organism: Ylistrum balloti
Lineage: Eukaryota; Metazoa; Mollusca; Bivalvia; Pectinida; Pectinidae
Product: pyruvate carboxylase, mitochondrial-like
Exons: 22
Coding region: 150-3791 (1213 amino acids)
Biological process (GO): gluconeogenesis; pyruvate metabolic process
Cellular component (GO): cytoplasm
Molecular function (GO): ATP binding; pyruvate carboxylase activity; metal ion binding
Source: RefSeq, a predicted model, not a curated record